CAGAAAAUCAAGAUGGCCUGCAUCAGGUAGUACAUGAACGCCUGGGGGAGUUGCUACGUGUUUUAAAAGCAGUGAUAAAUAAACAUCAGACUCUAAACUCAGUUGAUAUUCUUAGUGCUGCAGGAACAGUUAUUGCAAAAGUAAAAGCGGUGAACUUCAAAGAAGUUAACGAAGAAAACAAGAGAGAACUCUUCAGUGAAAUAUUUUCUUCCAUUGAAACAUUGGCAUUCACCUUUGGAAACGUUGUUUCAGACUUCCUUAUGGGAGAUGUAGACAAUGGCUCAUCACUGGGACUUCCUGUAUCUCGGAGAAGUCGGUCUUUCGAGAAUCUUUCUGUGGAGUCUGGGGGUUCACUGCAUGAAAGGGAUGAUAUUCAAGGACAUCUUCGGGCAGAGGAGGUUGAUAGCAUGCUCCUAAGAAAUGAUAGUGGAAUUGAAUCAGCUCUAUCCUAUGCUAAAGCAUGGUCAAAAUAUACCAAGGAUGUAGUCGGAUGGGUAGAAAAAAAGCUUAGCUUGGAAGUGGAGUGUGCUAAAAACUUAGCAAAAAUGGCUGAAAAUGCUAAAGCUGCUGUUGGACACCAGGAUUAUAUGCCAUUCCAAUCAAUAUUCAUUAGUGCCUUUCAAAAUGAUAUUGAGAACAAUCAACUUUGGCAACAAACAGCUGCUGCUCUCCAGUCUAACAAAUUUGUGCAGCCUCUUCUCGGAAGGAAAAGUGAGUUGGAUAGACAAAGGAAAGAUAUCAAGGAGCUUUGGCAGCGAGAACAGAAAAAAAUGCAAGAGCUGGAAGCCGCUCUAAAAAAAGCGAAGUUGCUAUAUAUGCAGCGUCAAGAUGAGUAUGAAAAGGCAAAAUCCUGCACUGCUCGUGCUGAGGAGGAACACCUUAGCUCAAGUGGAAGCUUUGUGAAAGAUUUCAGCAAACAACUGGAAAAGAAGCGAAGGCUAGAAGAGGAAGCUCUUCAGAAAGCUGAAGAGGCCAAUGAACACUAUAAAGCAAGCAUGGCAGAGGUUGAAGAAAAAAGAAAUGGUUUGGAAAGCUUUAAAAGCGAUGUUCUAACACAGCUUCGGGAGCUUAUUUACCAGUGUGAUCUUACUCUUAAAGCUGUCACAGUUAACCUGUUUCAGCUGCAGCAUGCUCAGGUUGUAUCUCUUCCAGUUAACUGCCAAUCUCUCUGUGAGAGUGCCAAACUCUAUGACCCUGGUCAGCAGUAUUCAGAGUUUGUGAAAAGUUUGCCGAAGGAAAGUGUUCCUAUUGAAUCGGCUUCUUUUGAAACACAGAAUUCCCAGGUUGAUGGGGUUUUUAAUAAGCAGUCAACCAACAGUGUCCAUAUGUCACAUGGUAACUUAUCUCAGUGUUCAGGAGAUUUUCCUGCUCAGAUGUUAGAUGAUGUGGGAAGCCCAAUAUAUCAUCGCUCACAAAAGAUUGGAGAGAAAAGAUCUUCCAGCAGCACAGAUAUCCAAGCAAUGCGAAGGCCACUGUCAUUCAGAUCGUGGUCAGUUGGUAACCAGAGCGGAGGAAUGUGCAGUGAUUCUGAAAGUGCAGGGGGAAGCAGCGAGUCACGAUCCAUGGAUUCUCCAUCUGCUAGCCCAGGAGAUUUUAAAAGACGACUUCCCCGAACACCUUCCACUGGUACUAUGUCAUCUGCAGAUGAUCUUGAUGAAAGAGAGCCACCAUCUCCUUCAGACUGUGGUUUAAAUGAUCUGACAUCUGAAACUGCAAAUUCUCCAGGACCUUUUAGAAAUGCUAAUAUGUCCAAAGCAGCACAAACACACAAACUACGGAAGCUGAGAGCUCCAUCUAAAUGCAGAGAAUGUGACAGCUUAGUAGUAUUUCAUGGAGCUGAAUGUGAGGAGUGUUCACUUGCAUGCCAUAAAAAGUGUUUAGAGACUUUAGCUAUUCAAUGUGGGCACAAAAAACUUCAUGGAAGGCUUCACUUGUUUGGAGUGGAAUUUGCCCAAGCUGCUAAAAAUAUUCCGGAUGGCAUUCCUUUCAUCAUCAAAAAGUGUACGUCAGAGAUCGAAAGCAGAGCUCUGAAUGUCAAGGGCAUCUAUCGUGUGAACGGAGCCAAAUCAAGAGUUGAAAAGCUUUGUCAAGCUUUUGAAAAUGGAAAGGAUUUGGUUGAGCUUUCAGACCUGUAUGCGCACGACAUCAGCAAUGUUCUCAAGCUGUAUCUCCGGCAGCUUCCAGAACCCUUGAUUUUGUUUCGGCUUUACAAUGAGUUCAUAGGACUCGCGAAAGAGAGCCAGAAUGUUAAUGAGGAAUUGGAUGCUAAACAAGCUAGCCCCAAAUCAAAGAAAAGACAGUCAAUUUGUAUUGAACUGAAUAGGAUCAUCAUUAAAAUGAAAGAUCUUCUUAAACAGCUGCCUGUACCGAACUAUAACACUCUUCAGUACCUUAUUGGACACCUUCACAGGGUUACAGAGCAGUCUGAUGAAAAUAAAAUGUCAGCCAGCAACCUUGGUAUAAUAUUCGGCCCAACGCUGAUCAGGCCACGUCAAACAGAUGCUACAGUUUCUUUGUCGUCACUUGUGGAUUACCCUUAUCAGGCCCGGGUGGUGGAGCUGCUCAUAACAUACUACGAAAAGAUAUUUGAUGUUUCAUUGAAACCACUUCUGAGCACAUAUCAGUCUGAAGAAACUGCCAUUAUGGUCAGAGUUGCUUUAUCAGCAGAAGAGAGGGAACCACAGCAGCAGAGGAAGUCAUUUGUUGCUGUAAAGGAAGGUGUUCUGGUAUCUGCAAGUGAAAGCAGAGUUUCAGAAACAGCUGCAUUGGGUUUGGAAUCGAACAACAAGAAUACAGAAGAACAAAGAGAUACGUCUGUAACUGAAUGUGUAUCAUUGCCACUCACUGGAACUAAACCAGAAGGCUCUGGGAAGACUAAUCCUCGGGCAGAAUCAUCAGCUACCAGCAUUUUGGAUAUUAAUAUUUCUGCUCCAAAAAAGCCAGGUGAUGCUGUGAGUCCAGCUUCAGAGAGACACAAUGACUCACUUCUUUCUCUAGGUGAAAACAGCUUAAUUCCUGCAAAACCUAACCGUCAGAUUACCAAAGUUCCAUUGCGGGGUCCAAGGACGAAACCAGCUACUCGCCCUGUGAGCUUGCCGGUAGACCGAAUACUUCCUCCAUGUAUUUUGAAUGAAAGAAAUUCACAAAAUGCAGGAGCAGUAAGUCCUGAGAAGAUUGGCAGGACCGCUACUAUCGAAGAAGUUUCAGAGAUGAAGGCGCUUCCUGCUGUUAACACUUGCUGCAGACUUCCUUGUUACGACACCCAGAUGCUGCGAAAAACUUGGGACAAGCAAUAUAAACAGUAUGAUAUCACAGCAAGGACAGCAAUGAUUGUGACUAAUGUGCCCCAGGAGAACCGAACACUUGAGAGUGGAACUGCAGGUGCCUUAUCUUCAUGCAGUGUUGGUAACAAUUCAGCUAAUGCCAUCCUUCCUAGUAAGCCAUAUUCUGUUUCUGUCAGGUCAGGAAGGACAGCAACAGAAGGGAAUGGUCCUGAUGCUAAUCCUCUUGCUGCCUUCAGGGCACCAAGAACAUUGCAGCCACCACCAGGGACAUUUUAUAAACCACCCUCUAACAAAUCAAAACAAAAUGAAGAGGGUUCUUCUGCUAAAGCUUGUGCACCAACCAGUGCUAGCUCUGUGCUUCACCAGGAUAAUACUGUGAAACUGGCUAGGAGCUCUGCACUUCCAUCAGGUGAUCCUGAACAAAACACAAAUGAACAAAGAAGCAGUUCAGAGGAUAUUCACCACACAGAUCUGAAGCCUACUUAUCAGAGACUGAGACCAAAAAGGAUCCAAGAACUGGAGCACAGGGAAGCUCAUUUUGUAUAGGGUGCAAAUUCCUCUAGGACUGUAUGCAAUGUGUUGAUUUUCACAGUGGAGG
This is a messenger RNA of Eurypyga helias (sunbittern), 3882 nucleotides long. RefSeq names its product Rho GTPase activating protein 29 (gene ARHGAP29). Lineage: Eukaryota; Metazoa; Chordata; Aves; Eurypygiformes; Eurypygidae. The transcript has 22 exons. Gene Ontology annotation, molecular function: GTPase activator activity. The coding region runs from base 261 to 3830 and encodes 1189 amino acids. The record is from RefSeq and is a predicted model, not a curated record. Gene Ontology annotation, cellular component: cytoplasm. Gene Ontology annotation, biological process: activation of GTPase activity; signal transduction.